This is a messenger RNA of Exophiala viscosa, 2484 nucleotides long. RefSeq lists its product as uncharacterized. Bases 219 to 2333 code for a protein of 704 amino acids. NCBI's taxonomy places the organism in Eukaryota, Fungi, Ascomycota, Eurotiomycetes, Chaetothyriales, Herpotrichiellaceae. Gene Ontology annotation, molecular function: zinc ion binding; DNA binding; DNA-binding transcription factor activity, RNA polymerase II-specific. The transcript is spliced from 2 exons. Gene Ontology annotation, biological process: DNA-templated transcription; regulation of DNA-templated transcription. The record is from RefSeq and is a predicted model, not a curated record.
AGGAUGUUGGAGAAACUUGAACUCCCCAACCCAACAUCGUCCGAGUUGUUCAAAGCCUCGGGGGACCAUCUCCGCCACUUCUUAGUGAUCCUGACCUCUACUUCGUCAUCACUCAGCCUAGUGACCCUAGCACCAUCCGUGUCUUGUCAAAACACGUUCGUCGGGCUUAAUAAAGCUCUUGUCUCAGCCUCAUCAAGCACAGCCUGAUCAGCAGCAGCAUGCGGUCAACAGCGUAUGAUGUGAUCACAUUCAACAGCCCCUUAAUGAAGCCGGACACUACUGCACGAGCGUGCGCUCACUGUCAUGCAAAGAAAAUCCGCUGCAUAGGCCGAACUGGUCAAGCACGAUGCGAUGCAUGCCGACUUGCGCUCGUGCCGUGUGUCUCAAGGUCUCGAAAGAAACGACAAAUCACCAGGAAAACCUCAGUCCGAACACCUACUGCUGAUUCCAGCAUCGGAGAUAUCUCUGACACGAUCGCCUCCGCAACACCUCAUGGUUCGGAGCCGAUCCGAUUAACAUCGCAUGACCGUGUCCAGCAAUCGUUGCCACACGCAGCCAGCAGCAUAAGAUCGAAGGUGCCGUUGACCGCCAGUCCUGGCGCCAACAAAGCACCUCAGGUCCCGAUAACUGUUGUCGGACCUAGCUUGCAAUGGGAUGAUUUUCAGUCGCAAACAGGAAUGGAAGUCACUCAUCAGGUUCCACUGAUUGACCAGGCCACUCAGAUUUCACCAUCAACGACCAUGACUGAAAAUGCCACAUUUAUCGGAAGAGACCAUUACAUCUGGGAAGAGGAACAGAUUGACGAGACUACGGCUCGGGCAUUCCAUGCUUCUACCCCUCACGACGUCUCGAACAUCGCAUCACAAACGCUCCAAUUGUGGAAGACAUUUGAAGUCCCGGCUAAGUCUGCUAGAGCCAGCCUUGUAGACUCGUACCGUCGACGCUGUUAUCCUUGGACGCCAGUACUGGAGAGACACGACGAUGUGCAGAUUACCACCCAAACCGAGAGCUCCAUGUUUCUAUCUCAAUGUCUUUUUCUAGCCGCAAGCAGGGUGUCUUCUUCCCCCAUGGUAACAGCUUACGCGACUUCAGAACAAUUCUACCAACGAGCUAAAACGCUCUUCUGGCUCUCUCCAGGAAAGGAUCCGUUGAUCGUGCUCAAGGGUAUCUUAAUGCUUCAGUGGUUCAACCCUGAUGGUCCAGAACAUUUAUCGUUGGACUCGAGCGAAUUCUGGCUCAAGAUCGGAGUCGGAAUAGCCCACCAGAUCGGCCUGCAUCGAGAGGACGCCGCACCAAAUCGCAGGGCACUUCGAAGAAGGUUAUGGUGGUCUCUUGUGGCUCGAGAUUGCUUGAUAUCAGCUUCCCACGGCCGGCCUCGCGCUAUUAACCUGGAGGACUGUCAGGUGCGGCCACCGGAACGCAGCGACUUUCCUGAUGACCGCUGCGAGGCAGACAUAUUCAUACCUUAUGUUGAAAUAUGUUGUUUGCUCGGUGAUAUCACAGACUGCUGUUCCAGACAUCAUUUACCGUCAUCGAAACGAUUGCAGAUCGAGAGCAUGCUCUUUCGCUGGCUGCGAACAUUAUCGCCGGCGUUGCGUUUGACGCCAACGAACCCUUCCAACGCUUAUACCGCCACGGAUGACAACUAUGAUGCGCGUCUACUGCAUAUACACUAUCUUACGACAAUCUCCAUGCUGAGCAGAUAUACUACUCCGAAAGAGUAUGUCCCUCAUGAAGCAGUGUUUGCAGCAUCUUUCGCUGCCGGGAUCUUUGAAACACUCCUUGCUCGCGACGAAAUCAAGUUCCUUCCACCACCAUUUACCAUCUUCUGUCUGAUAUGCUCAAUGGUUCUUGUGUCUCUUCGUCCUUUCAACUGUCUCUGGCAGGCUGCGCAACCUGACCUCUUAAUCUUCCGGGAAUGUUUGUUGCAAUUGUCCAAGCGCUGGAGGUCAGCCAUUGGGGCUUCGAAAGCGUUGCAAAAUGCUCUUGAUAAAAACAAGCACGCCAGUACAUCAAGACCGUUCAGAACUUGGCAGUGGGACCAGGUCACUGCCUGCCAAUAUUUUGAAGGCUAUGCUUUGGAGCUUUGUCGCAUGUGGCAAGUCGUACAAAGUGAAGCUGCCGAGGAGGGUCCGCCGCUGGGUUUGGGGAACGAAGAUCCGGUGUCUCAGGGACCCCUCGAUUGUCUCCAUGGUCUUGAAGCGGAUCCUUUCCUCAGCAAUGGGGUGAAUUCUAUGGCUGUGACUGGUCCCGAGGACGACGUGAUGGCUUUCUUCCAGUACGACCAUAUUAAUCACUGGGUGUUCGAUGAUGGGAACUUUACCGACUUCUGAAUUGUUGCCUAUCACCGACGAGCCUGUUUCGAGAAAAAGUGGCACAAUCUCACGGCUGUAGCUGGUCAGGUUCAAAUGAAUACCAUCCUGAUUGUCAUCCCAGAGUCCUUCACACACAACAGCAUAGCGUUGGCCUUUGUCAGAGAGGAGG